AUGCAAAUCACAGGCAAAUGCUACUCUGGUGACUUCAAGGCUUCCCCGAGAGUCCCUUUCGUCCUCUGGUUGUGGAUAUUGUCUGCUAAACCAGGUGAAAGAUGUACUUUGUUAGAACACAUCUUGAAAUUUUUGUAUCUCUUGCCUUCUCUCUCUUUCUCUCUUGUGUCUUGGCCCCCUUUGUCCCCAUGUGCACACUGCCAGCUGCUGAAGGCUCUAACCCCACAGGAGAACACCCAGUCUCAACAAGGCCUCUACUUCCUGGACGGUCAGCGGCGCGUGGACUACGUCCUCACCUACCCCGUGAAGAAGUCGACCGUGGGCCGCUCUGGCCGACAGGCGACGCACCUACUUACCGAAAAUGCUGUCGCCCGCAGCCUACGCCGCGGCUACCAGAGCCGCGACCAACACAUCCGACAUCACCAAGCACCAAGGGCGAAGGACCCAUCGUCCCCGCCUUCGUCACCGGGGACAGACGUGGAGCUGGGCUGUCUAGCAGAGACCCUCAAUGGCCAAGAGGAUCACAAGAUUCUCAGGAGGGAGGAGUUUGAGGGGAAACUGAGAGACAUGGGGCUGGAGCUGGAGAAAGACGAGGACACCAAGAUUUCAGGGGUGGCCUUUGUGAAGAUUCAUGCUCCGUGGAACAUUCUCUGUCGAGAGGCCGAGUUAAUGAAGCUGAAGAUGCCCACCAAGAAGGUGUAUGAAGUCAAGCAGUUGUGCGGUGUGGUGGAGAAGAUCAGCUCCCUGGUCAGUAAAGUCGUGGAACCUCUCCACCCUCAAGUUGAGGAACAUCAACCCAAGAACAUCAAACACCUGUCACACACUUUCUCCAGAGAGAAACAGCACCUGUUUGACCUCUCAGACAAAGAUUUCUUCUUCGACAGCAAAACGAGGAGUUCAAUAGUGUUUGAAAUAUUAAAAAGAACAAAAUGCAAGGCCAAGUACAGCAUGGGGAUCACCACUCUCCUGGGUAAUGGUGUCUAUACAGCUGCUUAUCCUCUUCAUGAUGGAGAUAUUAAUGAGGAGAGCGCAGUCCCCAAUGACAGAAAGCUUUUGUAUGAAGAGUGGGCGAACUACAGUGUCUUUUACAAGUACCAGCCCAUCGGACUUGUGCGGAAGUAUUUUGGUGAAAAGAUCGGUCUGUACUUUGCCUGGUUGGGUUUGUACACCCAGAUGCUGAUUCCUGCCUCUCUAGUGGGGGUCAUUGUGUUUCUGUAUGGAUGUGCAACAGUCGAUGACAACAUACCAAGCAUGGAGAUCUGCCACCCGAGGAACAACAUCACCAUGUGUCCUCUGUGUGACCGAGUGUGCAGCUACUGGAAGCUUAGCACGGCCUGUGCAACCGCCCGGGCCAGUCACCUGUUUGACAACCCCGCCACCGUUUUCUUCUCCAUAUUCAUGGCUCUGUGGGCUGCCAUGUUCAUGGAGCACUGGAAGAGGAGGCAGAUGAGACUGAACUAUGAAUGGGACCUGACUGGGUUUGAAGAUGAGGAGGAAGCUCUCAAGGACCACCCCAGGGCCGAAUAUGAAUUCAGAGUCAUGCAGAAGUCUCUGAGCAAAGAUCAGAAAUCACAGCACAAGAUUGAAAAGCUCACAUGUCAAGACCGCCUUCCAGCCUACAUGACUAACAUUGUCAUGAUGCUGUUAAUGAUCGGUGUUACGUUUGCCAUCGUCUUUGGCGUGAUCCUCUACCGGAUCUCCACCAAAGCCGCCCUUUAUAUGAGCUCCAAUCCGGUCACAAGGAGCAACGCACAACUGACGGUUAAAACCACUGCGGCAAUCAUUAACCUGGUGGUCAUCCUCAUACUGGAUGAGGUGUACGGAGCUGUGGCACGAUGGCUCACUGUGUUAGAGGUUCCUAAAACAGACAAGAGUUUUGAGGAACGACUGAUCUUCAAGACCUUUAUUCUCAAGUUUGUCAACGCUUUCACCCCCAUCAUCUACAUUGCUUUCUUCAGGGGAAGACUGGUAGGCAGACCAGGCAGCUACCUGUAUGUGUUUGAAUCCUACAGAAUGGAAGAGUGUGCUCAUGGAGGCUGUUUGAUGGAGCUCUGCAUCCAGCUGAGCAUCACCAUGUUGGGAAAGCAGCUAAUUCAGAACAACCUUUUUGAGAUUGGCGUACCCAAGCUGAAGAAGUUGAUUCGCUACAUUCGGUCAAAGCAAGGGGCCUUUCAAGAAGAAGAGAGACAGAAGAAACUGCAGAGAUAUGAAACUGACCACUUCCUGGAGCCGUUUGCCGGGUUAACACCUGAAUACAUGGAAAUGAUCAUCCAGUUUGGCUUUGUCACACUGUUCGUGGCAUCCUUCCCCCUGGCUCCGCUCUUCGCUCUGCUCAACAACAUCAUUGAAAUACGACUGGACGCCAAGAAAUUUGUGACGGAGCUGCGAAGACCAGUGGCAGCAAGAGCCAAAGACAUUGGUAUAUGGUACAACUUACUAAGAGGGGUAGCAAAUGUGGCCGUCAUCAUUAAUGCGUUUGUCAUCUCCUUCACCUCAGACUUUAUCCCUCGGAUGGUCUACCAGUACAUGUACAGCCCCGACGGCUCCAUGCAUGGAUUUGUCAACAACACGCUGUCCUACUUUAACGUCAGUCACUUCCAGCAAGGCAAAGAGCCCAUGGACCCGUUGUACCUUGGCCACCCCGUCGAGAUGUGCAGGUAUAAGGACUACAGAGAACCCCCUUGGUCAACCACUCCAUAUGAGAUAUCAAAGGAAUUCUGGGCAGUGCUGGCUGUCCGACUGGCUUUUGUCAUUGUUUUCCAGAACGUUGUGAUGCUCAUGAGCGACAUUGUGGACUGGCUGAUUCCAGACAUCCCUAAAGACAUCAGCCUCCAGAUCCACAAGGAGAAGAUUCUCCUGGUGGACCUCUUCCUGAAAGAGGAGCAAGGCAAGACCCGUAAUCUUGAGAGCAGGUCCUGUACAGAGGGUAAGAAGAACUGCAGGAGCAGCAGCAGCAACAACAGCAGCAGCAGCAGCACGGUCGCUCAGCCACACUCGGGUCUGCACACCAACAGCACUAAUAGCCUCUAGCGCUAGCUACACUGAACACUUCCUUCAGUGGAGCAGUUCUCCUUUAGCGAGUCUUGCUAGCAGCCCACUAGCUCAGGCCAACCCAAACUGUGUUUUUGUCCUUGUUCAGAACAUUCCAACAACUGGGGAGAGCAGCUGGCUGAUAAGGUGCUAGAGAAGGUGAAUGUUUGGGGCCAAAUAUGUCGCAAGGUGUGCGGAGAGUUCCGAACCUGUUUCUCAAUCAGUACUCACAUUUGUGAAUGAGCACAGGAAGCUGUAGCUUUGCGUGUGUAUCAGCAUUUGUGAAUGUAUUCACAAAUCUGUAAUUUAGCAAACAGAGUUAAUAAUAUGUACAAGAAUAAUGCCUGCUCAGAAUCUCUAAAUGUACAUAUGAUUUAUAUAUGUGUAUAAGAAUCUGAGAAUGUGUACUCAAUGUAAAUGGAUUUUUAUUAAUAAGUGAAAAGUCCAAGAAUGUAAAUGAGAGCAGUCACACAAAGUGCUGCUGACUAAAUGUAGAAGAAAUGGUUUUCUGUUGUUGAAGACAGAGUUGGAACUUGUGUAUUAAUCUUGCAAGAGGCAGCUAUCAGAAACAUAAAAGGUAAAGUCAUGUAAAAGAAAACAUAACAAUAACAAUAGCAUUGCUGCUCUGUGUGUUGUGUCAACACAUUCUCAUUCCCAACUCUUCACAUAAGGAUGCUUGGUCAGGAUCUCUUGGUGUCUAUUUUUGGUUGGAGUUUUAGUUGAAACGCAGAGUGCCUUGUGUUUCAGCCGCCAAGUGUGAAGUAGAUCGGAUGAACAGUUUCUGAGAUAUGCAAAGGUGAUACUCGCAUACUUACUGUAAAAUAAUGCACAAAUACAUAAAAUGCUUUACUUUCACUCAGCACCAGCACAUCAUGUUACUGUGCCCUGCAUUCUUGUGGCCUGAUAGAAAAUGCCAAAUACUCAAAAAAAACAACUCUAAAGUUUGAUAUAUUUAGAGGAAUGGACCCGGGUAUACAGAGGCAGUACACUGAAGAUAAUUGAAGCGACACUUCCUAGCACUAGGGUGAGACGGAUCACCUCUCACAUUUACAUAUCUCAGUAACGGGAGAGUAACAAAAGUCACAUGUCAGAAGACAGCCAAUUAUAGGCACUCUUGAGGUGGAACACAAAGCUGUUUUUUCCAGCUCUUGAAGUUAAAUACUUUAAUGUUUCACUUAUUAAUAAAAGGCCAUUUACGUGUUUUCUGAAUCUUACAAACAUGUACAGAUAUCUGGAAAUGUGUCUACAUAUAGUAUUUUUGUAGGCCAACAGGAAGUUAGCAUCACACUGGUUCCCUCCACAAACAGCCAAUGGGGAUUUUUACAUUGGAUUAUUACAGAAAAUAAUCU
Messenger RNA from Anarrhichthys ocellatus (wolf-eel), 4379 nucleotides. RefSeq names its product anoctamin 1, calcium activated chloride channel b (gene ano1b). The transcript is spliced from 25 exons. Gene Ontology annotation, molecular function: intracellularly calcium-gated chloride channel activity; protein dimerization activity. Lineage: Eukaryota; Metazoa; Chordata; Actinopteri; Perciformes; Anarhichadidae. Gene Ontology annotation, cellular component: plasma membrane. Gene Ontology annotation, biological process: chloride transmembrane transport. The record is from RefSeq and is a predicted model, not a curated record. Bases 1 to 3030 code for a protein of 1009 amino acids.